Messenger RNA from Ananas comosus (pineapple), 2072 nucleotides. Its product is annotated as transcription factor RF2a-like. Gene Ontology annotation, cellular component: nucleus. The transcript is spliced from 4 exons. Gene Ontology annotation, biological process: regulation of DNA-templated transcription. Lineage: Eukaryota; Viridiplantae; Streptophyta; Magnoliopsida; Poales; Bromeliaceae. Gene Ontology annotation, molecular function: DNA-binding transcription factor activity. The coding region runs from base 544 to 1776 and encodes 410 amino acids. The record is from RefSeq and is a predicted model, not a curated record.
UCCCAUUCUUGCUCUCUCUCUCUCUCUCUCUCUCUCUCUCCUCAGAGGAGAUCGAGAAGAGUCGUUCAUGCGCUUCUUCUUCUUCUUCUUCUUCUUCGGUCCACAGCUCCUUUGCGCCGUACAAAACCGCGGAUUUUGGUAGCUUCUUGGGGACGCAGAUCGCUGCAUUUCUAGGGUUUCGCUCCUCCACCGCUUAACCCAAUUGUGUGUUGUUACGAAUCGGAGGAAAAGGAGCUCCCUUUGGUUCGAUUCUUCUCUAUCUCAAUCCCUAAAUCCCUUUCGAUUUUCCCUUUUUUUUGCAUUUUUUUCUUGGUUUUUUAGCUUGGGUUUUGAUCUCGUCGACAUUUGCUUGAUUUUGCUGGAAAAAACCCAUCUUUCGUUGAUUCCCCCCCUCAUUUGCUAGGGUUUGUGCGUUUCCUAGAAAAAAAAAAAGAGCAUCUUUUCUUGUUGUUAGUGGGAUUUGGAUCUCAGUUUCAUAGUUUUGUUUUUGAGAUCCUGCUAGAAUUUGGUGCUGUGAAGGGAAUUAGGCCUCUAGGGUUUGUAAUGAUGAACAAGGACAAGUCCCCUGUGCAAGGCGGCGGAGCUGGGGCCCACUACGCUGCCUACGGCUCGCCAUCGGGCGGUUUCGCGCCAAUGGCGGAUCCCUCGCCGCCGUCGUCGUCGUCGUCGGCCCACGCAGGCCACGACGAGGCCGGGCGGUAUAGCCACGAUAUCAGCCGGAUGCCCGAUUUCCCCCCGAGGAACCGCGGGCACCGCAGGGCGCAGUCGGAGAUCCUCAGCCUCCCCGAUGACAUCACUUUCGACAGCGACCUCGGGUUCGUCGGCUCCCACGACGGGCCCUCGCUGUCGGACGAGAACGAUGACGAGCUCUUCUCCAUGUUCAUUGAUGUCGAGAAGUUGAACUUUGCCACCUCGGAGGGCGAGUCGUCGGGAAAUGUGGUAGCUCCUCAUCUUCCUACUACUACUGCCGCCGCCGCAAGUGGUGCUGUUGCCGCUUGGCCUUCAGAAGCCGAGAGCUCGGCUGCGGGUUCGAGAGAAAGACCGCGGCCGAGGCACCAGCACAGCCAGUCCAUGGAUGGGUCCACUUCGAUUAAGCCCGAGUUGUUGGGGUCGAGCGGGGAAGGGCCGUUGCUGCCAGACGCGAAGAAGGCCAUGUCUGCCGCAAAGCUCGCCGACCUCGCCCUUGUCGACCCGAAGAGGGCAAAAAGGAUUUGGGCCAAUAGACAAUCAGCUGCACGAUCGAAGGAGAGGAAACUGCGUUAUAUUGCGGAACUCGAACGAAAAGUGCAAGCUCUGCAAACAGAAGCAACUACAUUGUCAGCUCAGUUGACAUUGUUACAGAGAGACACCACUGGGUUGACUGCUGAAAAUAACGAGCUGAAGUUGCGUCUACAAACCAUGGAACAACAGGUUCACUUGCAGGAUGCUCUGAACGACGCCUUGAGAGAUGAGGUCCAGCGCCUGAAGCAUGCAACGGGCCAGAUGCCGAAUGGAGGAGCCGCAGCAAUGAUGAACUUCGCGCCUCCGCACUCGUUCGGCACAUCCCAACAAUUCUACCACCACAACCAAGCGAUGCAGUCGAUCCUCACUGCCCGCCAACUUCAACAACUGCAGAUCCACUCUCAACACCAGCAACCGCCACCUCUUCAGCACCCUCCUCAGCAUCUCCAUCUCCAAGAUCCGCUCGCCAACCCUAGAAUGAAGGGAUCGUCGUCGUCGUCAUCGUCUUCUCUCAGCCAAAGGGCUGAAGGAAAAUCAGAUAGUAACAGCACCUAAAUCAGUAAAGAAAGGUAAUGAGUCAUAGAUGGCGGGAAAAAGGAAAAAUAUUCCAAUCUGUAGAUCUUUGGACCGGUUAAAUUAUAUAGGCGCCACUAAUUCUAGGGUUUUAUCAUGUUUAAUUAGUUGUUUUUUGACGGUAUUUUCGCGUUUUUCGAUCGGCAUCGUAGUUUUGUUUCCUUUUAACUCUGAAUUUGUUUGUUGUUUUCAUUAGUUGUUAGCUGUUUUGUAGUCAAUGUAUGGACUCGUACGUCGAUUAAAUAUCAGUGCUGAUGCUUUCAUGUUGUUGUUAUUGA